UGUGAACACGUUAAUAGGGUGUGAAUAUAAUCGGAUAGUUUUUUCUUUUAUUGUGACAGCAUAAACCCAUUUUUAUGAUUUCUGAAAGGUUCUAGUGCAAUGUCGCCAUCUCCCGGCGGUGUGGGAAAUUGAUCGUGUGAUGGAAUAGAAAAUAAGGCUCUGAUUGGCGGGUUCCCCCUCCUAUAAUCCCAGCAUCAGAUGAAGAGCUGCCUGCUCGCAUCUCUCCCUCAGUGUCUUCACACACCACAUUGCAAAGUGCACACUUGCCGCUCAUACCUUUGUGUGUGUGUGUGUGUGUGUGAGUGUGUGUGUGUGUGUGUGGUGGUGUAUGUGUGUAUGUGUGUGUCUGGGAACGUGACAACAAUAAACAAACAUGACAAUCCGAAACACAGAACGGGAUCAUGGGCAGAGGUUCCGACCACGGAUGGCAUGUCUGAAGAAGGCGGAGGCGGUGCUGCUGGAGAUGCAGGAUCCCAAGACGGGGGUGAAGUCCCAGCCUCAGCGCCUGGUCAUCACCACCAUACCCCACGCCAUUAUGGGGGAAGAUAUAGUGGCAUGGUUAGCUGACAGAUUCAACAUUGACUUCCAAGAGGCCCGGAGUGUGGGCUGCAGGCUGGUGGCGUUUGGGUACAUCUACCCCCUGUCAGACCACAAGCGGCUGGUUCUGAAACCCGACGCCUCCCUCUACCGCUUCCAAACGCCGUAUUUCUGGCCGGCACAGCAGUGGCCAGUGGAGGACACAGACUACGCAAUCUACUUGGCCAAGAGAAAUAUACGCAAGAAAGGCCUCCUGGAGCUCUAUGAGCAGGAGCAGUACAACCAUCUCCACAAGUGGAUGAACCACAAAUGGGACUUCAUCGUCAUGCAGGCUAAAGAGCAGUACAGAGCGGGCAAGGAGAGAAAGAAGCCAGACCGUGUGGUGUUUGACUGUCAAGAACGUGCUUACUGGGUGGUCCAUAGGCCAGCGCCAGGUACCGUCAGUGCGAUGGACUAUGGUUUAAACAGACUGGUAGAUCCUAAUGCAGUGGAGACAAAAACCCCAGACUACUAUGGAAGAAUCAUGAUCUUUGACCAGCAGUCCAUCAUGAGGCCCAGGGUGAAAUCAUCGGUGUCCAUCGGAGGGUUGGUGAAACACUGCACCACCUUUAAACACCACGACCCCUUCCUGGCUCCGUGCCUGCCGAGCAACCCUUGGGUCAGCGAUGACGCCUCCUAUUGGACUCUGAACGGGGCGCAUGUGGAGGUUCCCACCAAGAUGCGUGUGGAAAGGUGGACCUUCAGCUUUGGAGAGUUGCUUUCAGACCCUCGCGGACGAGAUGACUUCAGACUCUUCCUCAAGAAAGAAUUCAGCGGGGAGAACCUGGCCUUCUGGGAGGGCUGUGAGGACCUGAAGUGGGGGACGGCGGCCACCAUGAAGGACAAAGCCCAGCAGAUUUACAAAACCUUUCUGGCGCGGGGCGCUCCGCGGUGGAUCAACAUCGACGGGAAGACCAUGGAGGUGACUGUGAAGGGGCUGAAGCACCCCCACAGAUAUGUGCUGGACGCCGCCCAGACACACAUCUUCAUGCUCAUGAAGAAGGAUUCCUUCGGCCGCUACCUCAAGUCCUCAACAUUUAAAGACACCCAGAAGAACGCUAUCAGUCCUGACGAGCACAAGUUCAGCCCCAGCCAGCUGGAGCAGAACGCCAAGAAGCGGCGCCCGAGCCUCAGCCCGAUCGCCGUGCGGCAGAUGGAGGCGGAACAGCGGGCCAAGCUGGCGGCCAGCGGCCCCGUGGACAUCACGCAGCUGUGCCGCUUCACCGCCCCCGUCCCCCACCUCUCCGUCUACUCCGGCAUCACCGACCCCCCCUCAGCCAACGCCUCGCCCCCGCUCCCCUUCCUCAGCCACUCCCCCGCCUGCCCCUCCCCCAUCAGCGUGGCCAUCGACAGCACCCCCGCCUCGGAGCGCAAGGGGGGCGCCGCGGCGAGGGAGGGGGGCGGGGAGCACGGCGCCGAGGGCGACGGCGCCGGCGGGGGCGGGGCGGCCGGGUCGAAGUCCCGCGUGGCUCUGUCUCUGGGCCGCCUGCUCAAGAGAGGCUGCGGCCCCUCCACCGUGUUCGCCAGCCUCUCGCCCAAAUGCCCCGCCCCCGCCAGCAUGAGCAGCCGCGUGCAGCCAAUCGGCACGGACCCGCCCGCCCAGGCCCCGCCCAGACGCAUCGCCAAUUUCUUCCAGAUCAAGGUGGACAUUCCCCCGGAGAGCCGGAUCUACCCCAUCGACUCUGAGGAGGAGGAGGAGGAGGAAGAGCGCAGGAGGGGCUCCCGAGAGGGCGAGGGCACCAAGGAGAUCAUCUGCCCCUGGGAGAGCCUCACCCCUCAGGACGGGACGGGCUAGUGGACCCCCCCUGACCACAAGCUGGAGAUGACGGAGUUAUUCAUUCAUUUAUUUGUUGGUGAACAAAUUAUUUUUUUCAAUAUUUUCCAUCGAUUUCUUAUUAUUUUUUCCUGCAAUUCAGAAGCUAUUGAUAAAAAAAUGAAGUUUAUUUCAUAUGUGUGAGUAUAUGAAGCAAGGGUAUCAGCCAACAGAAGAUUAUAAAUCAGACUCCAGAUACAGAGAUAUUCAGCAUCAAUUCUCCACUUUUACCAUUUCUUCACGGGCACUAAAAUGUAGCCUUAUUGUUAGCAGUCGCUAGUAACUCAACCAGCUUCUACCAGUCUGAUCCCAUGGAGGUCAGAGACAAGAGUUUAGUCAGAAGAAGUUAUAGUAGGGACCAGCCAAGGGCAGUACUAUAACAAGCAGUAUUUUAUUAAAAUGUGUUCCUUAAGUUAUAGUCCGGUAAUGAUGAUGCAUCACUAAUGCAUGACAACUGAAAGUGGACGCUUUUUAUUUGUUUGCUGUUUUACCGGGGGCUCGUUUGUUAUACGAAACUCAUUACAGACCCAAUAGCAUCAUAUCAACCUGUAGAUUAAUCCCAAAACAAAUGUAUUGUAGCCUAUUAAUAAAAUAGUUAAUUGCGAGUGUCUGUUUAGCAGCAGACAUGAGCAGCAUUUGGAAUCUUUUCGUACAUGUGCCUGUUGGGUAUAUUCUAACAAAUAUAAAGUGACGAAUAAUAAUGUAAACUUUUAUGAAGUAAAAUCAAUUGUGUGCUGUUUUUUGUGCUGUCGACUAGAUGUAAGUGCCCAACCCUGGAUAAACAAACCUCUUCCACAAACUACAAAUGUGAAACGUCUCAAUAGAUAGGAGGUCUUGGGUGAGCCAGCACAUGCAUGACAUGUUAAUACGUUGCCAUAUUGGUGUUAAAUAUCUACCUUUUGUCAGAGAGAUAGGGGUUAUGGGUAUCUGUUUUGUAUUUGUUUAUUCUGCUGUUUUGUACACUUUAUAUAGCAGUUAUAUAUUGUAACAACCGGGAGAGAGCCGAUGUGUUUUUCAAAGGGGGAUAGCUCAGCGUGAUUUAUCAGAAUAUUACCUUUCACUUGUUUACAAAUGAAAAAACAACGAAAAAAAAAUAGCUCCAUUUAUACAUUCCAUGGCUUUUGUCAAGUGCCUCAAUAAAUUACCGUCUUAAAACCUU
This is a messenger RNA of Gadus morhua (Atlantic cod), 3548 nucleotides long. RefSeq names its product regulator of G-protein signaling 9. The transcript is spliced from 19 exons. Gene Ontology annotation, molecular function: GTPase activator activity. Gene Ontology annotation, biological process: intracellular signal transduction; regulation of G protein-coupled receptor signaling pathway; positive regulation of GTPase activity. NCBI's taxonomy places the organism in Eukaryota, Metazoa, Chordata, Actinopteri, Gadiformes, Gadidae. Bases 374 to 2371 code for a protein of 665 amino acids. The record is from RefSeq and is a predicted model, not a curated record. Gene Ontology annotation, cellular component: neuron projection; cytoplasm; plasma membrane.